UCAGGGGCGGGGGGCCGGGCCUUGCGAACGCUUGUUGUUGUCCGGCUCGGGGAGGCAGAGGUCGCUCGCUCGCUCCUUUGCUCGUUCGGGCCUUGGGUGGCGGUCGGCGGGCAGGUCGGUCGCGGUAGUCGGUCGCCGUGCAGGGGCGAGGCUAUGUCGCGGUGGCAGCCCGGCAGGGCCGGCAGGGCCGGGAGUAACGGGACGUCGCCGCGGAGCCUCUUCCCCCGGAUACAGUGCGGCCCGAAAGGAGGCCGCGGCGCCGCCCUCCGGUCCUGAGGAGCUCGCGCUGCCCGGAGCCCUCACCGCCUUCUUACCCGCGCCGACGUCAACCGGCCCGACCCGGCCCGGCCCGGCCACACCGAGCGCCGCGCAAGCAGGCAGCACUAGCCCCUCCGAGCACAGGACCCCUUCCUCAAGGACAUGAAGCUGUUGGAGAACUCGAGCUUCGAGGCCAUCAACUCACAGCUGACAGUGGAGACUGGAGAUGCCCACAUCAUCGGCAGGAUUGAGAGCUACUCGUGUAAGAUGGCGGGAGAUGACAAGCAUAUGUUCAAGCAGUUCUGCCAGGAGGGCCAGCCCCACGUGCUAGAGGCACUGUCUCCACCCCAGACCUCAGGCCUCAGCCCCAGCAGACUGAGCAAGAGCCAAGGUGGUGAGGAUGAGGGUCCGCUGAGCGACAAGUGCAGCCGCAAGACCCUCUUCUAUCUGAUUGCCACGCUCAAUGAGUCCUUCCGGCCUGACUAUGACUUCAGCACAGCCCGAAGCCAUGAGUUCAGCAGGGAACCCAGCCUCAGCUGGGUGGUGAACGCAGUCAACUGCAGUCUGUUCUCGGCAGUACGGGAAGACUUCAAGGCCCUGAAGCCACAGCUCUGGAAUGCAGUAGAUGAGGAGAUCUGCCUGGCCGAAUGUGACAUCUACAGGUGGGCUGGCACCCCUGCGGGUGGGCCCUGGGCGUGCAUGGCACGUGGGCCUUCGUACCACCUCUUGCCCCGCACUCCCCAGUUACAACCCAGACUUGGACUCAGAUCCCUUUGGGGAGGAUGGCAGCCUCUGGUCCUUCAACUACUUCUUCUACAACAAGCGGCUCAAGCGGAUUGUCUUCUUCAGCUGCCGCUCUAUCAGUGGAUCCACCUAUACCCCGUCGGAGGCAGGCAACGAGCUGGACAUGGAGCUGGGGGAGGAGGAGGAGGAGGAAGAGGAGGAGCGCGGAGGUGGAGGCAGUGAGGGCGGACCUGAGGAGACGAGCGCCAUGGAGGACAGGGUCCCGGUGAUCUGUAUGUGAGGGUGAGGAGCAGAGGCCCCAGCUUCAUUCCGCUUCAGCCAGUGCCUGGAACUGCCCACUCGGGGGCCCCAGGGCCUCCCCAGCUGGUGGUCAGCCCCUGGCCCUGCCACGGCUCCAGCGCCGCCCAAGGCCACGCCCACCUAGCCCUUUGGCUCCGGCCUACAGAUGUCUACUCACCCUCACAGGCUCCGGCUGCCCGUGUUGUGGUUGGCCUGGACAGCACAGGGCCUGGUGGGAAGGCCACUGCCUGUCCCAGUGAACUGACAAAGACAGGGACAGCUGGACUACAGAGUUUAUUUUUGUAUUUUGUGCCGGAUCAGGAGUGGGCCUGCACACUCCAGCCCAAAGGGUCUGAGAUCCAGUCAGCAGGCCCCUGCGGUCACCACCCUGGGCUUGGCCAGCCCCUGGCGCCCACCUGUACCCCCUCUGCCCCCCCCCACCCGCCACCUUGCCCAUUGGGCAGCGUGCACUGAGUGUCACUUUGCUGCAGCUGUUUGUUUCCAAUAAAAAUUUCUGUGACUUA
Molecule: messenger RNA, 1805 nt
Organism: Callorhinus ursinus (northern fur seal)
Lineage: Eukaryota; Metazoa; Chordata; Mammalia; Carnivora; Otariidae
Source: RefSeq, a predicted model, not a curated record